UUAUGCUUAAAAAAUUGUGAGUGUUGGAAAUGAAUAUUCAAGAAAAGCAAACAACCUUAAAUACAGAUAUAUGAAGAGCAUUAAAUUUUAUUAUCGAAUGAGAGUAAAAAUAAAGUCAAGGAAGUGCACACUUUAGCGUGUAAUGUUAUGACUUUUCUCUAAAAAUGUAACAAUCGUAAAAAUCUGAGAGUAAAAAUGCUACAGUCGAGUUUGUAUAGUUUUUUCGCACUACAUAUUUAAUGGAUACGAUUGAAAUGAGUUAAACCAACCAACAUGGAAUGUGCUAGAGUCUGCAGAGUUUGUGGCAGUUCAUCUCCAGUGGAGGAAGCAACGGAAGAUUUCAGUAAUGUUGCCGGCAUAUAUCAUACGUUGACCUCUUCACGGGGGAAAGAUUUGGAUCUACCGGACAUUAUCUGUCGGUGCUGUUAUGCCAAAUUGGUUGAAAUCGAGAGGUUUCGAAUCCUGUGCUUGGAAGCUUUAGAACGGUUACGAGAAACGGUUCAGUUGAUUGUAAGCGAGGAAAGGGACAUUAAGCAGGAGGAGAAAGCGGAAGUUGAGUUCUUAGAAUUACAGCCCGGGGAAGAGAUAGGUUUUGUUCCUGAGCCGUUACCUGUCAAGGUAGAAACGACCGAUGGGGACAGUUUGUUGGACACUGAAUGUUUGUCCGAAUGUGAAACAGAGAAGAUUGAUGACUCGAGCACGGAUGAAUCUGAAGCAGAUCGUAAAGGCCAAUCAGUUAGGUUGAGGAAACAGAAGCGGAAGCAGAAGGAGAUUACGAACGUAGCCACUAGGAAAACUAAAAUUGAGUGCGAUCAGUGUGACAAAUUUUUCUGGAAGCAGAAACGGUACGAGGGUCACCUGCGGGCACACGAAGGACUGAAACCAGCCGUGUGCGAAAUUUGCGAUAAAUCUUUUUCCAAGUGGACCUACCUAAAGCAACAUCGGCAAACGGUACAUGCCCCAGUCGAAGCUAAAGAACGCAUUCCAUGUGAAGUUCCCGGGUGUGAGAAGACGUUUGCGAUGAAGCAUCACCUUAAGUUCCAUUUGACUAAGAAACACACGGGCAGCGGUCUGAACCCGAAGUGGCGACACAUGUGUGAGCAGUGUGGUAAAACGUUCACUACGGUUGCCAAUUUACGGAUUCACAAAUAUUCUCAUGGUGGUAAAAUGCCAUUCGCGUGUAAUCUAUGCGGUAGACGUAUGGAAAGUAACUUUAAGCUGAAGAUUCACAUGAUGCGACAUAAAGGAAUCAAGGAACACUCAUGUCCGAUUUGUGGUAUGAAAAAAACCACAAUCACGGAGCUCAAGACACACAUGAAUACUCACACCCGAGAGAAAAAGUACCCUUGUGAAACCUGUGGCAUGGUAUUUUAUAGUAUAGGUAACAAACAACGGCACGUACGAAUCGUCCACCAGGGGGUAAAAGCGUACUCUUGCACGUUUUGUGAGCAAUCAUUCGGAAAGGCCGAGACUCUGAAGCACCAUGUAAUGACCCACACCGGUGAGAAACCGCAUGUGUGUGAUUUGUGCGGUAAACGCUUUAUUCAACCAACGGCUUUGCAGACCCACAAAAGAACUCAUUUCAAGAAUCUUGGCAACGUGUCGCAAUCUUCAUAGACGGAGAUACAUUUAAUUUACAAAGGUAAAUUGA
Messenger RNA from Wyeomyia smithii (pitcher-plant mosquito), 1651 nucleotides. Its product is annotated as gastrula zinc finger protein XlCGF46.1-like. Gene Ontology annotation, molecular function: zinc ion binding. The record is from RefSeq and is a predicted model, not a curated record. Gene Ontology annotation, cellular component: nucleus. The transcript is spliced from 8 exons. Lineage: Eukaryota; Metazoa; Arthropoda; Insecta; Diptera; Culicidae. Bases 274 to 1617 code for a protein of 447 amino acids.